UCAAUUUUCAACUUCAUCUCUCUCGCCCUCUCUCUCCCAUCUUCUUCCUUAAUCCCUUCAUGAAACUUGUUCAUGGAUAUCUCCCUCCCUUCUCCCAAACCACCUCCUCAUUCAAUCUUAAUCCACUCUCAUAAACACCUUCUUCAUCAUCAUCAUCAUCAUCAAGCAAGCAUGCAAAACUCAAGCUACCAUCAUCAUGCAACAACAACAAUGAGCAUCACAACUAGUACUAGUAGUAGCACAAAUGAUGAGAAGAAAUGGGCUGAAAAGUUGUUGAGAGAGUGUGCAAAGGCUAUCUCUGACAAGGACUCAACUAAAAUCCAUCACUUUCUUUGGAUGUUGAAUGAGCUCUCUUCCCCUUAUGGAGAUACUGACCAAAAGCUUGCUUCUUAUUUCCUCCAAGCUCUCUUCUGCAAAGCCACUGAUUCAGGUGACCGUAGUUUCAACACUUUGAUUUCCAUAGCCGAGAAAAACCAUUGCUUUGAGACUGCUCGCAAGGUCAUCCUUAAGUUUCAAGAAGUGAGUCCUUGGACAACCUUUGGUCAUGUUGCUUCUAAUUGUGCUAUCUUGGAAGCAUUGGAAGGAGAAGCAAAACUUCAUAUUAUUGAUAUGAGUAACACCUAUUGCACUCAAUGGCCUACAUUGCUUGAAGCAUUGGCCACACGGAAUGACGAUACGCCGCAUUUGAGGCUAUCGGUGGUGGUAUCGGCGAGAGCCGGUGGUACUGUGAUCAAGGAAAUAGGACAAAGGAUGGAGAAGUUUGCAAGAUUGAUGGGAGUGCCAUUUGAGUUUCAAGUAGUGAGUGGGUUCACAAGGUUGGGGGAGCUCAAGAAGGAGGAUUUCAGUCUCCGGGAAGACGAGGUGGUGGCCAUUAACCUCAUCGGUGCCUUACGGAGAGUUAACAUCGAUGAAAGAAGUGAUUUCUUGAGAAUGAUUCAUCAGCUAAAGCCAAAGGUGGUGACAGUGGUGGAAGAAGAGGCUGAUUUCACUAGUAACAAGGAUGUGUUUGUGAUGUGCUUUGAAGAGUGCUUGAGAUUUUAUGGAGUGUUCUUUCAGAUGUUGCAGGAGAGUUUUGGGGUGAGUACUAGUAAUGAGAGGUUGAUGUUGGAAAGGGAAUGUUCUAGAAGUAUAUUGAGUGUUUUGGCUUGUGAAGGGGAUGGUGGAGGAGGAGGGAAUGGAGAGUAUUACUACUGUGAGAGGAGGGAGAAAGGAAGACAAUGGAGUGAGAGACUAAGAGGAGUUGAGUUCAUGCCAGUGAACUUGAGUGAUGAUGCAUUGGAUGAUGUUAAGGCUUUGUUGAAGAGGUAUCAAGGUGGAUGGUCACUUGUGACUAGUACUAAGAACAGUACUAGUUCUCAAGGGGAGGAUGAUGAUGAUGAUCAUGGUUGCUUUGGGGUGUAUUUGGCUUGGAAGGAUGAGGCUGUUGUUUGGGCAUCAGCUUGGAAACCUUCAUGAAAGAUGAUGAUGAUUAUGUUGUUAUGUAUGUUUUUUAUAAUGGUUUGAGUUAGUAUGAAAUGUUGAAGAAGAAGAAGAAGAAGAAGAAGAAGAAGAAGAAGAAGAAGAAUAAGUGGAUGCAUGGGAUUUUGAUUAGUUUUGAUAUUGAGAGAGGAAGAGUAUAAUUAUUAAUGUAUUAUGUAUACUUUUUUCUUUUAUCUUUCUUGUUUAUGGUUGGUAGGUUAAUUAGGGUGGUUUAGUUUGCUUCUUCUUCUUCUUCUUGGUUUAAUUUGCUUGUUUGCUUUGUUGUUUGGUAUAUGAUCAAAUGUAGGGUAUUUGUUGGUGUUGAUCAGAUAACAUGUA
Messenger RNA from Dioscorea cayenensis subsp. rotundata (Guinea yam), 1797 nucleotides. RefSeq names its product protein SHORT-ROOT-like. The record is from RefSeq and is a predicted model, not a curated record. NCBI's taxonomy places the organism in Eukaryota, Viridiplantae, Streptophyta, Magnoliopsida, Dioscoreales, Dioscoreaceae. Bases 73 to 1455 code for a protein of 460 amino acids. Gene Ontology annotation, biological process: regulation of DNA-templated transcription. Gene Ontology annotation, cellular component: nucleus. Gene Ontology annotation, molecular function: DNA-binding transcription factor activity; sequence-specific DNA binding. The transcript has a single exon.